UUGGAUUGCUCAAUAUUGCAAUUGAAGAAGAUAAUAAUAGAGUCUCAUAUUUGAUACAGAAGGCAGAAAUUUUGGCUGAGAUUGAAUUAUUUUACCUAUUACCACAUCAGAGACGUUGGCAAACAUGGUUUCCUGAAGUAAUACAUUAUUAUGCUGAUGCUGAUAAGACUCGAGUAGAAAUUGAAAGAUUGAUUGAAGAGGGUGAAUGGGAUAAUAAAGAAUUCAUAAAGGUACAAGAAAAAUUAUUAGAAGAACUUCAAAUUAAACAUAAUCCUAUUGACAAUAAGAUAGUAUUGGAGAAAUUAUCAGCAUUAGAAAAAUUAGAAACAUCUUAUCAUGAGAAAUUAGAGAAAUUAGAUAAGUUGGAAACAAUAGAAAAAUCUUGUGAAAAAUUAGGGAAAUUAGAUAAAUUAUCAUUAUGUUAGUUUUAUAAUUUGAUCACUGGAAUU
Molecule: messenger RNA, 449 nt
Organism: Rhizophagus irregularis DAOM 181602=DAOM 197198
Lineage: Eukaryota; Fungi; Glomeromycota; Glomeromycetes; Glomerales; Glomeraceae
Source: RefSeq, a predicted model, not a curated record